Loxodonta africana (African savanna elephant) is the source of this 3349-nucleotide messenger RNA. RefSeq names its product tripartite motif containing 47 (gene TRIM47). NCBI's taxonomy places the organism in Eukaryota, Metazoa, Chordata, Mammalia, Proboscidea, Elephantidae. Bases 189 to 2099 code for a protein of 636 amino acids. Gene Ontology annotation, molecular function: zinc ion binding. The record is from RefSeq and is a predicted model, not a curated record. The transcript has 6 exons.
AGAGGGGUUGGCCGCGCAGUCUGGGCUGGGCUGAGUGUCCGCGAUGGGCGGUGCUGAGGGGCGGGCCGAGCCAGGCGGCGGGGGCUGGACCCUUGGCCUCCAUCCCGGGAGGGCGGUGCCGGGCGCGAACAGGUCGGUCCCUCCCAGGCGGGAGCAGAACAGGCGGUGCCCCCGGCAGCCUUGGAGCUAUGGACAGCCCCGGGCCCUUCAGCUGCCCCAUCUGCCUGGAGCCGCUCCGGGAGCCGGUGACCCUGCCCUGUGGCCACAACUUCUGCCUGGCCUGCCUCGGUGCGCUCUGGCCGCACCGCGGCGUGGGCGGCGCCGGCGGUCCGGGGAGCACUGCGCGCUGCCCUCUGUGCCAGGAGCCCUUCCCCGACGGCCUGCAGCUCCGGAAGAACCACACGCUGGCCGAGCUGCUGCAGCUCCGCCUGGGCUCGGGCCCGGGCAAGGGCCCGGCUCCGGGCCUGGCUCCUGAGCCAUCAGCGCCCAGCGCGCCGCCCAACGCCCCGGAGCCGUCUGCUCCCUGCGCCCCUGAGUCGUGGCCGGCAACCGAAGAGCUGGUGCGAUGCGAUGCGUGCCCUGAGGGCGCCGCCCUGCCAGCCGCGUUCUCCUGCCUCUCCUGUCUCGCCUCUUUCUGCCCGGCACACCUGGGCCCUCACGAGCGCAGCCCCGCGCUGCGCGGACACCGCCUGGUGCCGCCGCUGCGCCGGCUGGAGGAAAGCCUGUGCCCGCGCCAUCUGCGGCCGCUCGAGCGCUACUGCCGCGCGGAACGCGUGUGCCUGUGCGAGGCUUGCGCCGUCCAGGAGCACCGCGGCCACGAGCUGGUGCCGCUGGAGCAGGAGCGCGCGCUCCAGGAGGCCGAGCAGCCCAAAGUCCUGAGCGCCGUGGAGGACCGCAUGGAUGAGCUGGGUGCUGGCAUUGCCCAGUCUCGGCGCACCGUGGCCCUCAUCAAGAGUGCAGCCGUGGCGGAGCGGGAGAGGGUGAACCGACUGUUUGCGGAGGCUGAGGUAACCCUGCAGAGGUUCCAGGCCGAGGUGCUGGGCUUCAUUGAGGAGGGGGAGACUACCAUGCUGGGCCGCUCCCAGGGCGACCUGCGGCGGCAAGAGGAACAGCGCAGCCGCCUGAGCCGAGCCCGCCACAACCUCAGCCAGGUCCCUGAGGCCGACUCGGUUGGCUUCCUGCAGGAGCUCCUGGCACUACGGUUGGCCCUGGAGGAGGGGUGCGGCCCUGGGUCUGGCCCCCCAAGGGAGCUCAGCUUCACCAAGUCAUCUCAGGCGGUCCAGACAGUGAAAGAGCUGCUGGCUGCUGCCUGUGCCAGCCAGUGGGAGGAGCUGCAGGGGCUGGGCAGUGACGAGGACGGCCUGCAGAAGAUGGGGCCAGAAGCUGAGGCUGACUUCCAGGACCCUGACAGCACUGGCCGCCUAGAGAGUGAAGCUCCCCGAGAUUAUUUCCUCAAGUUUGCCUACAUCGUGGACUUGGACAGCGACACAGCAGAUAAAUUCCUGCAGCUGUUUGGAACCAAAGGCGUAAAGAGGGUGCUAUGUCCCAUCAACUACCCCGAGUCACCCACCCGCUUCACCCACUGCGAGCAGGUGCUGGGCGAGGGCGCCCUGGACCGGGGCACCUACUACUGGGAGGUGGAGAUCAUCGAGGGCUGGGUCAGCAUGGGGGUCAUGGCCGAAGACUUCUCCCCACAAGAGCCCUAUGACCGGGGCCGGCUGGGCCGCAACGCCCACUCCUGCUGUCUGCAGUGGAAUGGCCGCAGCUUCUCUGUCUGGUUCCAUGGGCUGGAGGCACCCCUGCCGCAGCCCUUCUCGCCCACCGUGGGCAUCUGUCUAGAAUAUGCCGACCGUGCCCUGGCCUUCUAUGCUGUACGGGACGGCAAGAUGAACCUUCUACGGAGGCUGAAGGCCUCCAGGCCACGCCGGAGUGGCGCCCCAGCCCUGCCCAUCGACCCCUUCCAGAGCCGCGUGGACAGCCACUUCAUGGGGCUCUUUACCCGCAGGCUGAAGCCGGCCUUCUUCCUGGAGAGUGUGGAUGCCCAUCUGCAGAUAGGGCCCCUCAAGAAGUCCUCCAUAUCUGUGCUGAAAAGGAGGUGAUGCUGGGAGCCAGGCAGAGGCCUCCUCUCCAGUGGUCUUAGCUCCAGAAGCUUCCUUCUCUGGACCCCGUCUCCCUCCAGGGAAGGCACCAGCCUUGGAGUCACCUCCCCCACAGCUUUAUCUCUAGAGGCCCCCCCUUGCAUCCACCUGGCCAUCCACCUCUCAGGGAGGAGGCUUCCCAGGGCCCUGUGCACCCCCAGUCCUUGUUUAGGGGAAAGAGCCACAGCUGGGACAAGUCGGGGCUAGUCCCACUCCUCUUCUGGGUUCCUAGAACAGGGCCUGGCACAUAGUAGGUGCUCAAUAAACAUUUGUUGAAUGACUGACUGACUCCCUUUUCCGUCCUCUCUGCCCACUGAGAAUUCCCAGGAUGUCUCUUCUUUCAAGAGCUGGCCUUGUGGGCAGGCUAGACUGGGAAACAGGGCCCCAUCCCAGGAUUCUUUUUGGGAAGGAGAGCCCUGGCCCAAGAGGAGGGGGCUGAAGCAGGGUGCCCGGCCUCUGGGCCAAGAGGUGCUCACCCCACUUCUGGUCCAGCAGAGGCAGCCUGAGGCAGCUUCUUCACACGGUCCAGCCCCAUGUUGUCCUGGCAGCCCAAGUGUUUGCUUUGGAUGACCUGAGUUCCCAUCAGCUAUUUUCAUCCUGGAUGCCACAGCCUGGUUCUGGACCCACCUUUUGGUGUUUGUACCCAGGAAUAAAUGUACACAUCACACCCUUAAGAGCCGGGCAGGACUCCUGGGAGGGGGCAAGUGAAUUGGAGACCUGGAACCUCCUGCUUAACACACACACACACGCACACACACACACUCACCCCUUCUCAGUUUGUGGAGAAACAUGCCUGAGACCACCCAGGGGGUGACCUACAAAAAAUGGACCCAUGUCCUCUGGAGUUGGCCUCAUGUCUCUGCUCUCAGCUGUGCAGUGGGAACAGCGGGCCUCAGCGCUGGGGGGACCCAAGCCCUGCACUCAGCAGAGCCUCUUCUAUCCUUCCAGGAAAUCCCAGUGGUCUCUGCUGCCCAGAGUCCGCAUCCUCUGGCCUGGAGUGCCCAGGGCCUACUUUCAGGCCCAGCCUUGCUCUCUGAGGCCACAGGGUGAAGGUGUAACCAGGCCAGAACCACCCCCCGCCACCAUCUCACCAGGUCCUCUGUGGCCCCGGUGGUCCCGCACCCCGGAGAGCAGGAGCAAACAGAGAGCCUCCCACACAGCGCAGGGUCAGGCAGGACAAUGGGUGAGCUGUGCAGCAGAAAGCAAGGCCA